Cynoglossus semilaevis (tongue sole) is the source of this 1938-nucleotide messenger RNA. Its product is annotated as voltage-dependent anion-selective channel protein 2. Gene Ontology annotation, cellular component: mitochondrial outer membrane. Bases 160 to 1008 code for a protein of 282 amino acids. Gene Ontology annotation, biological process: monoatomic anion transmembrane transport. The record is from RefSeq and is a predicted model, not a curated record. Gene Ontology annotation, molecular function: voltage-gated monoatomic anion channel activity. NCBI's taxonomy places the organism in Eukaryota, Metazoa, Chordata, Actinopteri, Pleuronectiformes, Cynoglossidae. The transcript has 10 exons.
CCGCGCAUGCUCUGUGUGUCUCCUUCAUCGUGCCCUGUUCCAGCGCACAGUAAAGCUAAACUAGCUGUCAUCCCAGAGACCAGCAUCACGUCAGGGAGGCUCUCCAGACUCUGUUUCAGUCACGCUUACUAACCCACCUGAAUACCUCGGAACUGCAUCAUGGCUGUUCCUCCUUCAUACGCAGACCUGGGCAAGGCUGCCAAGGACAUAUUCAGCAAAGGCUACGGCUUUGGUGUCGUGAAGCUGGACCUAAAGACCAAGUCACAGAGUGGAGUGAUGGAGUUCAACACAUCUGGCUCCAGUAACACAGACACAGGAAAGGCCUCAGGAAGCCUAGAGACCAAGUACAAGAUGAAGGAGCUGGGUCUAAGCUGCACACAGAAGUGGAACACAGAUAACACACUGGUCACUGAGGUGACUGUGGAAGACCAGCUAGCCCAAGGACUGAAGGUUGGCCUAGAUAUGUCUUUUGUACCAAACACAGGUAAAAAAAGUGGGAAACUGAAGACGGGCUACAAGCACGAUUACGUUAACCUGGGCUGUGAUGUGGAUUUUGAGGGUCCUAUAAUCCACGCCAACGGUGUGGUGGGCUACGAGGGCUGGCUGGCCGGCUAUCAGAUGGCCUUCGACACGGCCAAGUCCAAACUGACUCAGAACAACUUUGCUCUUGGCUACAAGUCUGGAGACUUCCAACUGCACACCAACGUUAAUGACGGGACAGAGUUCGGUGGCUCCAUCUACCAGAAGGUCAACAACCAGCUGGAAACAGCGGUAACUCUGGCCUGGACAGCCGGCAGUAACAACACUCGCUUUGGCAUUGCUGCUAAAUACAAGCUGGACAACGACACCUCCCUGUCUGCCAAAGUGAACAACGCCAGCCUGAUUGGUGUAGGUUACACCCAGAGCCUUCGGCCAGGUGUGAAGGUCACUCUCUCUGCCCUGAUCGACGGGAAGAACUUCAACACUGGUGGUCACAAAGUCGGCAUGGGCUUCGAGCUGGAGGCAUAAGGACCGGCCACAAAGAAACCUAAAUAGCCCAGAACCUCAUGAGCCCUUUACUCACCCCCUCCACUGUGUGCCCCUCACCCCCAUUCCUUACACGUCUCCAUGAGUGCUUGCAGUGGCAGUGACGGCGGUGCCGCGGCAUCAUGAGGCAGUAAUCGACCAAACACGAGACUGCUGGUGGUUAGUUGAGGACUGUUUGCUUCCAUGAGCAGUCACACAUAUCCCUGAGUUUAAUUUCCCCUUGGAUGGAGUAGGCUUUAGUAUAAACAUGUAGCUUCAUUGAUCUUUUGUUUAAAAGAAAAGUAACAGCAUGUCAGGGUGAAAAUGCCAGUUUUAUGCCCGUUUCCAAAAAGGUUUGUGUUUUCGGGCGGUGUUGCGUGGAUUAUUUAAAGACUGUAGUUGUUUGGACACAACACAGAUGUAUGAGCGUAGGACUGAAGUGUUGCAGUGUUAGUGGUUUAAGUUCAGAGAAUGGAUGAACGAUAUUUAAAGCUAAACCUUUGUUUAUCCUCGAUGUGAGCUUUUUAUCAUUUGCCGAAAUUGGAUGUGGUGGAAUGUUCUACAGUAGUACUGUGUGUAGUUAGUUUCUGCAUUCCUCCAGCAUUGGUUUCUUAUUCUUAUCUCACAGCAGGACAGCCACACAGUGUGUUUGUGCCCCCGCGUCUGGUGGUGGAGCGCUUUAGUGGCACCGCGUCUCUUAACUGGACAGCCAGCUGUUUCCUCGGUUGCUGUAGUUGGACAGCUGCAGUCAGUGCUGCCGGGGCUACAUCUACACUUGGUACAUGUGGACAUUUACAUCCGGCCUUUUUUUGUUGUGUCAGAAUGUCCAAAGGAGCUGCUGUGUCCCACACGUCCAUCGUUUUAUUUUUCAUCAAAUUCAUAUUUGUCACCUAGACUCUCCAAUAAAGAAUCCCUACAGGGAAUUCCAAUUAA